This is a messenger RNA of Fragaria vesca subsp. vesca, 2446 nucleotides long. RefSeq names its product protein SCARECROW-like. Bases 1 to 2376 code for a protein of 791 amino acids. The record is from RefSeq and is a predicted model, not a curated record. Gene Ontology annotation, cellular component: nucleus. The transcript has 2 exons. Gene Ontology annotation, molecular function: sequence-specific DNA binding; DNA-binding transcription factor activity. Lineage: Eukaryota; Viridiplantae; Streptophyta; Magnoliopsida; Rosales; Rosaceae. Gene Ontology annotation, biological process: regulation of DNA-templated transcription; gravitropism; radial pattern formation.
AUGGCUGCUUGUGCUUUGCUGGGUGACAAUGGCGACCAUGUCAGCGGCAAUGGAAGCAACAACAACAACAACAGUAGUGCUAGCCACAGCCCAUUGAACUCCACCAGCCAAGGAAGCAGCGUCGUUGAGCAGCAGCAGCAGAACCCGGCUCGGUCGAAAAUGGUGAGGAAGAGAAUGGCGUCCGAGCUUGAAGUGCAGCCCAACUCAAUCAGAAGCAGCAACAACAACAAUAAUGGUGAUAAUUAUAUGAGGGUUUCGCGUAACCGGAGCGUUAUGCUAAAUCCAAACCCGACCCAUGACAAAGUCUCCAACUACUCCACCACUAUGCUCAAUCUACCAGUACCAUCAUCGUCCCUCAUGACGUCAGGUGGUGGAGGUGGGGUUUUAUCAACUGCUUCAGCUUCUUCUUCCUCUCCAGCCUGGGGUCCUAUCGACCCCUUGUCCCUCCAUCAGCAUCCCAUUCACCACACCCAGAUCGCCGCCACCGCUCCUCUCCCCGCAGUCUGCGGCUUUUCAGGGCUGCCUCUCUUUCCGCCGGAGAGAACCGCCCCUUCAAAUCAACCUAGUUCAACGCUCACUACCGUUGUUAUGGACCAUCAAGAUAGCUCGGCCACGGCGUGGAUCGACGGCAUCAUAAAAGACCUCAUCAACAGCUCCACCAGCGUCUCCAUUCCUCAGCUCAUCCAGAACGUCAGGGAGAUCAUCUUCCCUUGCAACCCCAACCUCGCUUCCCUUCUCGAGUACCGCCUCCGCUCCAUAUCAGAACCGCCCCCGCCUCCGAUUCCGGCCUUCAACAACAGAAGAAGAGACCAAGGUCCGGGGCUGAAGCUCAAUAUCGACUCCACCUCCAUAAAUGACGUCACGACCGUUUUCCCAACGGAUAGCGGUAGUCACCAUGUGAUGAACAACCAGGAGUUGUACUUGAACUGGGGCGCCGCGACCACCCUACCCCAACAGCAUCAGCCGCAGCAGCAUCAACAACCCAAUCCUACCUCCUCCCCUACUUGCAACGAAAGCAACCUCCAGCCUCAGCAGCACCACAUUAUUUCCCAGGCGGUCCAGCCACAACUACAACAACCGCAACCGCUUGAUAAGCAGCCUCAACAAAACUCACCGUCCCCGGCCGCCGAGUCUCCCCAAGCUGCACCGCCAUCAGCCACUCCAGCCCCAGCCACGCAGUCCCCGGCCGCACUACUUCGAGAGAAGAAGGAAGAGAUGCGGCAGCAGCAGCGAGACGAGGAAGGACUGCACCUCCUCACCUUACUCCUGCAAUGCGCCGAAGCGGUCUCCGCCGAUAAUUACGAAGAAGCGACCAAAAUGUUGCUCGAGAUUUCCGAGCUCUCGACUCCAUUCGGCACCUCCGCGCAGCGCGUGGCGGCGUACUUCUCCGAGGCCAUGUCAGCAAGACUAGUCAGCUCCUGUCUCGGAAUCUACGCCUCCCUCCCUGUCUCGGCCGCACCGGUCACUCAUUCACAGAAGCUCGUCUCGGCAUUCCAAGUCUUCAACGGCAUCUCCCCGUUCGUGAAGUUCUCCCACUUCACGGCCAACCAAGCCAUUCAAGAAGCUUUCGAAAGAGAAGACCGGGUGCACAUAGUGGAUCUCGACAUCAUGCAAGGCCUACAAUGGCCGGGGCUCUUCCACAUUCUCGCCUCCCGCCCCGGUGGGCCACCCUACGUACGCCUCACUGGUCUCGGAACCUCCGUGGAGGCUCUAGAAGCCACCGGAAAGCGCCUAACCGACUUCGCCGAUAAGCUAGGGCUUCCCUUCGAGUUCUUCCCGGUGGCGGAGAAGGUGGGCAGUUUGGACCCUGAUCGACUCAACAUAAGCAAGAGAGAGGCCGUCGCCGUCCACUGGCUGCAGCAUUCUCUAUACGACGUCACCGGCUCCGACGCCAACACGCUAUGGCUUUUGCAGAGAUUGGCACCAAAAGUGGUGACGGUAGUGGAGCAGGACUUGAGUCAUGCCGGUUCUUUCCUGGGGAGGUUUGUGGAGGCCAUACACUACUAUUCGGCCUUGUUCGAUUCUUUGGGUGCAAGCUACGGUGAAGAAAGCGAGGAGAGGCACGUCGUGGAGCAGCAGCUUUUGUCGAGGGAGAUACGGAAUGUUCUAGCCGUCGGAGGGCCGUCGAGGAGUGGAGAAGUCAAGUUCCAUAAUUGGAGGGAGAAGUUCCAGCAGAGUGGCUUCAGGGGCAUUUCUUUGGCCGGAAAUGCCGCUACGCAGGCAACUUUGCUGCUUGGGAUGUUCCCUUCUGAUGGGUACACAUUGGUGGAGGACAAUGGGACUCUCAAGCUUGGUUGGAAAGACCUUUGUUUGCUCACUGCUUCGGCUUGGAGACCACCUUAUCAUGCCACUACCAACCCCAACCUUCACUACUGAGCUUAUGUUUGAAUGUAUCGUUCUGUAAUGCAUUGCCGGGUUUUGAUUUUGUUUCGUUGAAAUCUAUCUA